UACUAGGGAUAGAGCUUUAACUUCCCAUUUUGAAUGGGAUUUAGAAGAAGAACGUAAGGCAUUGAAAGAAGAUCAAAAAACAUGUCGGAGUAGGGCACAGAAAUAUUCGAUAGAGACAAACAGAAGAAGAAGAGCCUUUGAAGAAAGAAGGAAGCAAAAGGAAGAAAAAGAACAAAGAUUUAGAGAACAAGUUCUGCAGCAGAGGAAAAUUAAACUUCAGGAAGCAACUGAUAAGUUCCAACGUGCUCACCUGCCUCUUUCUCAGCAUAAGCAAAUAGUCCAGACAAAAUCAGCUUUUCAGUUAGAAGAAGCUCUUGAACAAAUUAAAGGAUCAGUUUUAACACCAGGACUGUGCUUCCCCAGCAGAAACAAAACCAACUCCAGAACCACAGAUGACGCUUCAUCCUCAUCAGCACCUAGAAGCGAUUCUUUCCGUCAGAAGCAGAUGUCAGCAAUGGUUGGCUGGGAUAAAACAAUACAAGAGAGCAGUAGAACAAACGUGGAUAGUAACAAACUUCUCUUCCAGAAAAAGCUGAAAGACAUACAACAUCUCCUUGAAAAACAGCAUCUCAGCAACUUGGAG
Molecule: messenger RNA, 583 nt
Organism: Leptosomus discolor (cuckoo roller)
Lineage: Eukaryota; Metazoa; Chordata; Aves; Leptosomiformes; Leptosomidae
Source: RefSeq, a predicted model, not a curated record